GGGGGUUGGCAUCUUCUAUUUCUACCAGACCCAAAAUCUCCACAAAACCUAUCGCUACACGCACUAUCACACCACCACAAAGAGAGAGUUUUCGAGAAAGCGAGGAUGGCGGCAACUGUCAGCGCGUGGGCUAAACCAGGCGCAUGGGCUCUGGAUUCGGAGGAGAACGAGACGGAGCUCCUCCAGCAACACAAGGAAGAUGCCGAUGCCGCUAACGGUCAUUCCAUUGCCGCCGAAACUGCCGAGUUCCCCUCUCUUGCCGCCGCCGCCGCCAAGAAAACUAAGAAAAAGAAGGCGCAGACACUUUCUCUUCAGGAAUUCACCACGUACGGCGCGGCUAAGCCGUCAGCGUCUCAGCCGAAGGGCUUGACGCCGGACGAGCUCUUGGUUCUUCCUACGGGUCCGCGUCAGCGUUCGGCCGAGGAGCUCGAUCGGAAUAAACUUGGCGGCGGAUUCAGAUCCUACGGUGGCGGCAUGAGGGAUGAGCAACCGCGGCGUCAGGGAAGCUUUAAUCGGGAGUCUAAUCGUGAAUUUGUGCCCUCUAGGGCUGAUGAGACUGAUGAUUGGGCUGCGGGGAAGAAGUCGUCUAGUAAUAAUGGGUUUGAGAGAAGGGACAGGGGAGAAAGAGGGGGUUUUUUCUCGGAUUCGCAAUCGCGAGCAGAUGAAGUUGAUAAUUGGGCGUUGAAAAAGAGUUUUGUUCCCUCGGAGAACAGGAGACAUGAGAGGAGAGGGGGUUUCGGGUUGGAAUCUAGUAAUGGUGGUGCAGAUUCGAGUAAUUGGGUGUUGAGGAAGGAAGAGGAGGGGCGCAGGAUUGGUGGAGCGUUUGAUAGCUUGAGGGAGAGGAGAGUAGGGGGUCUUGAGUCGAAUGGGGCAGAUUCUGAGAGUUGGGGGAGGAAAAACGAGGAUGGGAGUGUUAGUGGUAGGCCGAGGUUGAAUCUGCAGCCUAGAACACUGCCGGUUGUGGAAGGGCAGAAAAGUGACAGUGCCAGUGUGGUGAAGCCUAAGGGAACCAAUCCAUUUGGUGAGGCCAGGCCAAGGGAGGAGGUAUUGAAGGAGAAGGGCCAAGAUUGGAAAGAGAUCGAGGAAAAGCUUGAGUCUACUAAGAUUAGGGAGGUUGUUUCUGCGGGACCCUCUGAUGCGCCAAAGAGAAGCUUUUGGAGCGGAAAUGGGAGAGACAGGUCUCGCCUGGAAGAUAAGACUGAGAGGGCUUGGAGGAAGCAAGAAUCAGCUGAUUUGCCUUCCCAGAGUUCCGGUGAAUCUGAAAAUGAACCUGCUGAGAGCACUGAAAACGGACAUGUUGAAGAGGCUAAAGAGGGAGAUACUCAGAUAUGAUAUGCGGGGUGUUCUUUGAAAAGGAAGGGACAAUACACAAUGUGGCAUAAAGAGUUGAUGGUUGGACUCCUCUUGAAAGUAACAUAGUUGAAUCUGGCAUGCAGAAUUGAUGUGCUGAAUUUAUAGUAUGUUGGUUCUAGAGUUUUUCUUCCUUUGGUUUUGUUUUUUGUUACAAACAUCAUUCCAGUGCACAUUGUAGAGCAAUUUUGGUAGACUUACAGGUAGAUUUCUUCAAUGGCCUUUAUGGGUUGUUUGUACUUGGUGUGGCGACUAUUCAAUGUGUUUCUAUAAUAUUUUUUGAGUCCGUUCUGCAUUGUGGAAAUGAUGUUAUUCAAGCUCAAGCAAAAGAAGAAAGGACCUUAACCUGUUUCUCAUACA
Messenger RNA from Sesamum indicum (sesame), 1710 nucleotides. Its product is annotated as eukaryotic translation initiation factor 4B3. Gene Ontology annotation, molecular function: translation initiation factor activity; mRNA binding. Lineage: Eukaryota; Viridiplantae; Streptophyta; Magnoliopsida; Lamiales; Pedaliaceae. The record is from RefSeq and is a predicted model, not a curated record.